This is a messenger RNA of Culex quinquefasciatus (southern house mosquito), 794 nucleotides long. RefSeq names its product cuticle protein 65. The record is from RefSeq and is a predicted model, not a curated record. The coding region runs from base 96 to 470 and encodes 124 amino acids. NCBI's taxonomy places the organism in Eukaryota, Metazoa, Arthropoda, Insecta, Diptera, Culicidae. The transcript is spliced from 2 exons.
CCCGGCUAAGCCGUCCAAGAUCGUAGUGCAGCCUCAGCGUUCUUCAACACAGACCUCUUUCUGAAACAAUCAGCAUUCUUAACCUAACCUCAAAAAUGUUCAAAUUGGUGGUGUUGUCAACGAUCCUCGCCGUGGUCGCCGCUCGUCCCGGAUACUUCGACUUCCACCAUGGUCCGGCCUUUGCCUACCACGCGGCGCCGGCUUUGAUCGCCAAGCCGGAAGUAUACUACCAGAAGAGCAUCAUCGAGGAACCAACGGUGGCCCACGUGGGCUCCGUCGUCAAGCACAUCCCGACUGCCGUUUCCCACCAGAGCUCAACCAUCGUCCACAACUCGGCCAAGCUGGUCCAGCCGAUCUACGCGCCGGCCGUUAAGCACACCCUAGUGUCGACCCCGAUCGUCAAGACCUCGUACCAUGCCGUCCCAGCCGUGGCGUACGCCCCGUCUCUUCACUUUGGCCAUCACUACUAAGUAACCACUUACCAAAUCCACCUAACCUACCCCUCUAAAUCCCUAAGAAAUGCUCAAAAAAGGAACCUUGUGAUAUCCUUGUCAUCUUCAUCGAAACUUGCCAGCGGAAGAAAGAUCGUGCAGAAUGUUUACGACGUUCAGAGCCGGCGUCGCGAGGGGAACUCCCGACACAUCUCCUGACACGGUCAGGGCGCAUCCUUUAAUUGUUCGUUUUUAGAUUGUUGGCGAAAGAUUUAAAGUGAUUGCGUGCAGUGCGAGGAGUAAUCCCCGUCCCAGUUGUUUUGUUGUGUUGCUCUGAAUAAAAAGUGUGAACCAAAAAAUGAA